AAACCGCACAGGUUCACAUCAAAGUGUUGUUGGUGUGGUUCUGUUUAAAGGUGACCUGAGUUAGCCUCCGCCUUCGCCUUCGCCACAGCCUCGGCCUCAGCCGUACCUCCCAGAUACCCCCCCACCUGGAGAGUCACGGGAGCCCAGAGGAAACAGAGGACUCACCUCUGCAGGUGCCCAGCCAGUGGAAGCUGCAGCUGCGUAGGGCGCGAGCGACAGAGGAGGAGGUGCCAUGGAGCAGCUGGAGGAAGAGGGCCGCACCUUCAUGCAGGUGAUCAGCGAGAAGUACAGCCCCGAGAACUUCCCCUACCGACGAGGCCCCGGCGUGGGGGUGGUGGUGCCCAUCAUCGGCCCUCAAGGAUCGCCCAUGAAGGAUCGUCUGAACCUCCCCAGUGUGCUGGUUCUGAAUGGCUGUGGGAUCAGCCGGGCCGGAGAUCAGGCAGAGAUAGCCGCCUUCUGCGCCCACGUCAUGGAGCUCGAUCUGUCCGAUAACAAACUCCGCGACUGGCACGAGAUCAGCAAGAUUGUGUCCAACAUCCCCAACCUAGACUUUCUCAACCUGAGCUCGAACCCGCUGCACGAGGCCACUCUGGAGCCGAGCUGUGCUGAGGCCUUUUCCCGCGUCCGCCGCCUUGUCCUUAACAACACUCAAGUGUCCUGGGACACCGUGAACGCCAUGACGAGAGAGAUCCCUGAGCUGGAGGAGCUGUUCCUGUGCCUUAACAAGUACACCACUGUGUCCCCCUCCACCGCCUCCUGCGCCUCCCUCCGCCUGCUGCACAUCACUGACAACCACCUGCAGGACUGGGCCGAGGUGCGCAAGUUCGGGGCCAUGUUCCCCGGCCUGGACACCCUGGUCAUGGCCAACAACAGCCUCAGCUCCAUCCAGGACUCCGGCGACACUCUGCAGCGUCUCUUCCCACACCUACGCAGCAUCAAUCUGCACAACUCAGGUCUUCAUCAAUGGGAAGAUAUCGAAAAGCUCAACUUCCUCCCCAAACUGGAAGAAGUUCGUCUUAAGGGGAUACCUUUGCUAGAGUCCUACACCAACACAGAACGCAGAAGCCUCAUCAUAGCACAUUUGCCCUCGGUGAACAAUCUGAAUGGAAGUGCGGUGAGUGACAGUGAGAGGGAGGAUGCCGAGAGAUUCUUCAUCCGCUACUUUCUGGACCAACCACCGGAGAUGCUGCCGUACAGGUACCACUGCCUGGUGACCAAGUACGGCAAGCUGGAGCCUCUGGCAGUGGUGGACCUGCGUCCGCAGUUCCACGCGCGGGUGGAGGUGCACUGCGAGGACAAGGUGGAGGAGCUGAGCAUCCGGCUGGACCAGACGGUGGCCGAGCUGAAGAAGCAGCUGCGCGCCGUGGUGCGCCUCUCCGCCAACAACAUGCGCCUCUACUACAUCGCCAAGGACGUGGACAUCGCCUUCGGGCCCGAGGAGAUGAAGUACAGCACGCGCGCCCUGCACUCCUACAGCAUCCGGGACGGAGACGAGCUGCUGGUGGUGCCCAAGACCAAAUGACUCCUGCUUUCUGCAUUCCGCCGUGCAACCGGGUUG
Messenger RNA from Engraulis encrasicolus (European anchovy), 1558 nucleotides. Its product is annotated as tubulin-specific chaperone cofactor E-like protein. The transcript is spliced from 9 exons. The record is from RefSeq and is a predicted model, not a curated record. NCBI's taxonomy places the organism in Eukaryota, Metazoa, Chordata, Actinopteri, Clupeiformes, Engraulidae. Gene Ontology annotation, molecular function: protein binding. The coding region runs from base 233 to 1522 and encodes 429 amino acids.